Molecule: messenger RNA, 798 nt
Organism: Phycodurus eques (leafy seadragon)
Lineage: Eukaryota; Metazoa; Chordata; Actinopteri; Syngnathiformes; Syngnathidae
Gene: cryba4
Product: crystallin, beta A4
Exons: 6
Coding region: 23-613 (196 amino acids)
Biological process (GO): visual perception; lens development in camera-type eye
Molecular function (GO): structural constituent of eye lens
Source: RefSeq, a predicted model, not a curated record
AAGAGCGUCGCAGGAAGACAAGAUGACACACCACUGCACCAAGUUCUCUGGCCACUGGAAGAUCAUCGUGUUCGACGAGGAAUGUUUCCAGGGCCGCCGUCACGAGUUCACGUCGGAGUGCGGGAACGUGAUGGAGUUCGGCUUCGAGACGGUGCGCUCGCUGCGCGUGGAGAGCGGCGCCUGGGUGGGCUACGAACACGCCUCCUUCCAGGGGCAACAGUUGGUUCUGGAGCGGGGCGAGUACCCCCAGUGCGACGCCUUCGGGGGCAGCAACGCGUACCACAUCGAGAGGUUGACCUCCUUCAGGCCCAUCGCCUGCGCGAACCACCGAGAGUGCCGCAUGACCAUCUUCGAGCGAGAGAACUUCCUGGCUCGGAAAGGCGAGCUGAGCGACGACUACCCGUCCCUGCAGGCCAUGGGCUGGUGCAACAACGAAGUGGGAUCCCUCAAAGUCCAGUCCGGAGCCUUCGUGUGCUACCAGUACCCCGGUUACCGUGGUUACCAGUACAUCAUGGAGUGCGACCGCCACUGUGGGGAGUACAAACACUUCAAGGAGUUCGGCUCGCACUGCCAGACGCCCCAAAUCCAGUCCAUCAGGCGCAUCCAGCAGUAGUCGCGCCAGCCCACAAAAUGUCUUUCCUCAGAACCUACGCAACACACCUCUCCUUUGCCCAAUUCACCAUCACAAUAAAAUGUCUUUCUUAAACACCACAACAUACCUCCCGGGUCGUCAUUCAUAAAUAUCUGAGUCUCUCGACAAAAUCUCACAACAUACCUCUCGUCCUUCACAUAUCAUCA